Coffea eugenioides is the source of this 1794-nucleotide messenger RNA. RefSeq names its product dehydration-responsive element-binding protein 1J-like. Lineage: Eukaryota; Viridiplantae; Streptophyta; Magnoliopsida; Gentianales; Rubiaceae. Gene Ontology annotation, molecular function: transcription cis-regulatory region binding; DNA-binding transcription factor activity. Bases 134 to 1363 code for a protein of 409 amino acids. The record is from RefSeq and is a predicted model, not a curated record. Gene Ontology annotation, biological process: response to stress; positive regulation of DNA-templated transcription. Gene Ontology annotation, cellular component: nucleus. The transcript is spliced from 6 exons.
CUCCCCCAAAAACACACACCAAAACAGGGAAAGAGAGAAUUUGCUAAGGGGGAAAAAAAUAGAAUUUUUGCUCUCAUUCAAUAAUUCUCAGAGUGAGUUAUAGUGGAACUCUUCUUUGUCAUGAUAAAAAAGAAUGAGUCCACUUAAACCAGCUUCUGAUGAGACUUCUUUGACUCUGGGCCCUUUUGGAAGAAAGAAUUCCAAGCGCCGGAGUGAUGCAUCAAAACAUGUGGCUGAGACUCUUAACAAGUGGAAAGAGUACUUUGAUAAAAUUGAAUCUAUCAAUGGUAAGCUGGUGCGUAAAGCUCCAGGGAGAGGAUCAAAAAAGGGAUGUAUGAAAGGUAAAGGAGGUCCUGAGAACUCUCGUCAUAAUUAUAGAGGUGUCAGGCAGAGGACAUGGGGUAAAUGGGUUGCUGAAAUACGGGAACCCAAAAAGGGUAGUAGACUUUGGUUGGGUACAUUUGGUACUGCAAUUGAAGCUGCCCUGGCAUAUGAUAAAGCCGCAAGAGUAAUGUAUGGUCCUUCUGCACAGCUCAACCUCCCAAACUAUAACGUAGUAAAAGAGGCUUCUACUGAACCUUCUUUGGAGUUGACAAUGUCGAUACCAGAGUCCACUCUAACCACUUCCCAUGCAGAGUUUGCCAAGGCUGAGGAUUCGAAAGUGACGUCUGAAACAAGUUAUCAUAGUGCAAGCGUUCCCAGCAAAGCUGGCAAGGAAGAAAUGGUGACAAGCUUUCCAGAGCAUGGUGAGAAAGGGAGUUCUAGUCCUCUGCUUUCCUCUGUUGAAAGUCAAGUCGUGCAUGAGAAUAGUAAGUCAAGUUGCAAUGAUGAAGCAUCUCAGCAUGUGAUAGAUUCUCCAACAGAAAGGAAAGAGGUCACUGAUAAAAGUGGCCCAAUGGAUGAAGGUUGCAAGACUAUGUAUGAGGAGAAUUCUGAAAAUUCAACAAAAGAAUGCAUAAUCCCAAGGGGACUGGAGAAAUCAGAUAGCAACUAUGAAUGUGUCGAAGAGAUGCCAUUGGCUGAAUGGUUUGCUGAGAUUCGGAACAGAAAUAUGAGAGAUAGACUCCCUUUGGGAACAGUUGGCACUGCAAGGUCGAUAAAUGGUGCUUCUUCCUGGCUUAAACUUUCAAAUGAUUGCUCAAAAGUGUCUACGAGAGAAUCCUUCUUGGUUCCCACUGUCUUGGCUUCUAACUGCAAAACGACAUCUAAGUGCAAGAAUGAAAGUCCAGAGACUUGUCAGUGCCUCGACUUUGGAGAUGAAAAUGAUAGUUUUGAAGGUUUAGGGACUAAGCUUCAUCAUCCUGGUCCUCCAAAUGUUCUGUCUACAUCCUGUUUCCUUCUCCAAGCUCCCUUUUGCAAGUGAACGAUGGUGGCGCUUCGAGAGUAAAUGCUGCAGACCAGCAUAUGGAAGGCCUAAAAUUAAUCUCUCAUAACCUGGUUGAUGUUUAUGUUGACUGUUGAGAAUGGUUCUCAGAGCCCUUCGGAAUAGUCUGGACAGGAAAAGCAAACCUUUCACUUGUUCAACAUAGGUUCAGCUGCUAGAAAGGUAGAGGGUAUUAGUUUCUUGUUUAAUCAUUCAAUGUAGUCAGUCCGCGGAUAUUAUGUCUAAUGUAGGAUGCUUCUCAACUUGUAAUCAUUUCUAUGGUAAGCCUUUUUCUUUGCAUUAGCUAAUGUUGUUUUAGAUUAGAUAAAGUGUGAUGCACUCACAUUAGGACUUGAUCUUUUAUGUAAUUAUUGAGGUAAGGUUUUAGGCCUUCCCCUCCUGGUAAUCACAUUUGAUUAUUUUCACUGCCC